Messenger RNA from Gongylonema pulchrum, 590 nucleotides. The record is from the annotation of a GenBank genome assembly. Lineage: Eukaryota; Metazoa; Nematoda; Chromadorea; Rhabditida; Gongylonematidae.
AUGAUUCGCCCCGACUCUCCGGCCUACUCUAAAGAAGACAGAAAUAGGAAGAGAAUGCCAGAAACAACAACAACGAUGGACAGCCAGUUUCCGAAUUUGGUUGGUGACGAAAGUGAGAGCGAUGCUGCAAAUGGUUUCAGCACAUUCGAUCCGCUGAUCAAAAUCCGCUGCUCGUCGCAACUCAAAUUCUUCCUCUGCUCCAUCUAUUUCCCGAUGUGCACUGAUAAGGUUCCAAUUGCAAUUGGCCCCUGUCGACCUUUGUGUGAACGAGUGCAGAUGAAGUGCGAACCACUGCUUAAGGAAUUUGGCUUCCCAUGGCCAGUUUCAAUGAACUGUUCGAAAUUUCCACUUGAGUCUCGAAUAUUGAAAUUCAAUAAGCUUACUGCAGAAAAUAAUAACGACGCGAUGUGUAUGAAGGGCCCGGCUUCUGAAGAGGAUGGGUCCACUUUAUCGAAUAGUCCAGAGUCUGAAAUAAUCGAAAAUAUGGUGACACCGAAUCGAUGUACGCAGCCGAGUACCAUAUAUGUGAAUCGCACUGCGCAGUGCGUUCCACUAUGUCAUUCAAAUCAUGGAUACACAAAGGUUUGAGU